CGUGAACUCAUGUCGUCACCGUCUGACUGAGCGCGCGGUUGUCAAACGCAAACAAGAUCUAGUAAACUGAUGAUAGUAUUAGUUUUGGUCACACAUUUUGCCCUGUAACCGGAGUUAAUAGUGGUUUUAUAAUGGGCUCAAAGGUGGUAUCUCGUGCUGAGAGGUUUUCCUGUUUUCUUCGAUCUCUUCAGGAUGACCAAAGCAGCAAUUCAUGCACAUAUGAGGAGGACAUUCACAUGAUAAAGACGAAAGGAGACAAAAUCACUGCAGUAAAUGUGUACAGUGCCAACCAGACCAUCUUUGUCUGUGAAAAAGCUCUACCAAAAAUUAAUGGACAAGGUGAUGAGCUAAACACAGAGACAUCGAACUGUUCAGCUGAUGAUGAUGAAGAUAGUUGUGAUGUUCUCCACACAGAGCAAGGACCACAGCCACUCACAGUCAUGAAAGCGAGAGAGUUGCUGUCUUUGUACACAUUAUCUCAAAACCCAGCUGUGUCAGCGGUAGACAGUAAACCCAUCUUACACCCUCUCUGGGUGCGAUGCGACAUGUGUGAUCCUGCAGGAACAGCCUGGUUUGGUGCUGAACCUGUCUGUGCAGGAAAUAAAGUAACCGGGGUCAAAUUGUAUUCUGUUACUUGCAAAGGUUCAGAUGUGGAGAAAAAAUCUCUGGUAACCUUGGAAGAACUGAAACAAGUGCACAAGAACAGGCAUCACCCCUCCUCUAGUGGGAUAAAAGGUAAUGCCAGGUUCAGUUUGUUUGGGUCCACCAUUGUCGAAAACACCACCAUCGAGUCACAGAGCAGUGUGACAGUGGACUUCAAGUGGAGUCAUGUGGAGAGUAUUCUUGAGAUCCCUCCUCUGUCUUCUACAGCAACUCUAAAUAUCAAAGUUGUCUGUGGAGACAUGAGAAGUCCGAUGUUUGAGAUGUACAGGGAGCUAGAGUUUCUUCAGACUCUUGCAGACGGUUUAAAAACUGGUGAGACUGAAUGGAUGGAACCUGUGGAAAGCCCUUCAGCUGUAAAUCUGACCAAGGCCUACCUCGAAGAACUUAGGAACAUGUCAAAAACACUACAGGAUCAGGCUGCUAAGACCACAGAGACCCAAAAGCUGAAGCAGGAGACGGAUCCUCCCAUUUUCAACUCCUUCUUGGAAAGAGGAGAUUUGGAUUUUGUGGAGCAGUUGUGGGAUCGGAUGAGAAAAAGCGUGACGUCCUACCAGGACAUCGGAGACUGUCUGAAGCUGGUUGUCGAAGCUCUGCGAUACGGUGACAUCAAGCCCUGGAUUCACAGAGACAGCAACAGCUCCCUCAGCAAGCUGAUCCUUCAGUCGUACCACCAGCAGAUUGACCACGUGUCUCUGACAGGCAUCACCCCGGUCACCAUGCUACUGGAGAUGGGACUAGACAAGAUGAGAAAAGACUACAUCAACUACUUGAUUGGUGAAGAACUGACAACUUUAAACCACUUGUGUUACUACCUGAGCACAGAGGUUGAUCUGCAAGAACAAGUGAUCCGACUCAGAAAACUGCACCACCUGCUGGAAAUAAUAGUGACCUGCGGCACAUUCUUGGGCUUGCCCUAUGACCGGCUCUUUGUUCUCACACAAUCGUGUCUGAAUCACUACAAAACAUCAACAUAUGACGAGGAGCAUGAAUUCAAACUCCAGAUCAAACCAGCCUUGAUUAGCCAUUUCUAUCAGAAGGAACAUCCUGUAGUGUGGGGAGUUGAGAUAUCCAGCAGUCAAGGUCUUCGUGAGGUGCGGACAUCCUUACAGCUCAGUGACAAGCCACUGGUUGAUCAUGCCAUCUUUAAAACAGAUUUGCCGAAUGAAACUGUAAACGGGGACAUUGAGGAGCCUGCCUUCUUUUCCACAAUGAUGUGCUGCAGUUUCACCAGCUUUGCAUGAAUUUACUAUUUGUAUUUGAUAUCAUCAUUAACUAAUAAUAUGGUUUUUAUGUCCAUUUGUUUAUUGAAUAGUAAGGAUAUCAGUUUUUGUUGAUUUAUUUGUUUUCGACGACGUUUUUAUUUUUUUCAGUGUGGCUUUUAAGAGAGUUAGAAGAGGCUAUCUGUUGAACAAAGUUUAAUCCAGAUAAAAGCACAAAUGAAGAAAUUUCACAGCAGCCCUCUGAUAGGAGAAUACAACAGGAAAAUGUAGCAUGUUACAGAUGCAUUCACCUGGUCGGAAUCUCUGAUUCUUCGUUCUACUUUAUCUGCUGAAUCAGUUACAUUUUUGUCAGCAAACACGUACACAUCAAAUGAAUAAAGUUAGCUUUUCUCUUUUAAUUGAUCUCACAAAUGUUCACACAAAAAAUAUUAAAGAAAUUUAGCACAAGAA
Messenger RNA from Girardinichthys multiradiatus, 2333 nucleotides. It is a transcript of the gene zwilch, whose product is annotated as zwilch kinetochore protein. Gene Ontology annotation, biological process: mitotic spindle assembly checkpoint signaling; protein localization to kinetochore. Gene Ontology annotation, cellular component: RZZ complex. The record is from RefSeq and is a predicted model, not a curated record. Bases 132 to 1904 code for a protein of 590 amino acids. The transcript has 18 exons. NCBI's taxonomy places the organism in Eukaryota, Metazoa, Chordata, Actinopteri, Cyprinodontiformes, Goodeidae.